AUGAAGAAGAGUGCUGAUGCUGAGUACGAUUUCUUGGAUUUCUGGGAAGCGAAUCAAAAGUUCUUUGCUAUGAAGAAAGGAAACACGGAAAACUUGAUGCAUUUCAAGGAACAAUUCUUGAGACAGACUGAAGUCCUGCAAGAUCUAUAUGGCGUGGCCUGGUUCCGAAAUUUUGCAGUCAAGAUGAAAGCGUAUGCUGCUAUUGCUAGCACCAAUACUGCUGCUCAAAACAAGUUCAAGGAUGAUAUCUUUGAAGCCAUUCUUGCAACAGGAUUUCUGUGCAACUGCAAUCGAACGAGAACAGCUCCUCUGAUGCUGGAUCUUCAGACAAACUAUUGCAGAGAAGUGGAUUAUUAUCCAAAGACGGUCAGCAAAGCACAAGAUAUGUUGAAGAUUCACAUGGAAGUGAGUAAAAAUCCGGGAUUGAAGCUCUACCAAGGAAAAGACCAACCUAAUAAAGGUAAAG
Molecule: messenger RNA, 466 nt
Organism: Cylindrotheca closterium
Lineage: Eukaryota; Bacillariophyta; Bacillariophyceae; Bacillariales; Bacillariaceae
Source: the annotation of a GenBank genome assembly